UUGAAGCUGAAAGUUACCUCGGCAAUGCUCUUAGCAAUUAGAAUAUUAGCUGCCCAGUCAUGUGAAAUCCAUCGAUUAGGACCUAAUGAAUUUAUUUCAAUUGACUGAUUUCCUUAUAUGAACUGUAACUCAAUAAAGUCGUUAAUUGUUACAUGUUGCGUUUAUAUGUGUUCAGUAUAAAUACAUACUGCAAUUCCAACCACAAAACGUCUUAGCUUUGAUUUUGUUUUUGACGUUAUAAUUCUAUUUUCGAGACUCCACCGUGUUGUCAUGGAAUUAUGCUAUGUUUAACAACCAAUCAGCAACUCCGUCACAAGGCCAGUACAAUAAGUGAAGUGGAAUGCUAUGCCGCGUUAAAAACAACUGGGAAAUCUCCGACAUCUGACUUCAGUGCAUUCAAGACAACUGGGAACUCGAAGAAAAAAAAGACUGGGAAUAAUCUUUGUGAACGGUCAUCCAACUUGGAAUUCCAAGUCUGAAACUCGGGCAUAUUUCUAAAGCGCUGACUUUCCGACCUGAAGAUCACAGACGUCAUGAUUUGACCUCGUUUUUUCUCGAGAUCCCAGUUGUCUUGAAAGCACCAUUGGCAAAACAGACUACCACAGUUACUAAACCGGUCCCCAUGCUAGCAUGGGGACAAUAUGCGACGAAAACGUCAUUUUAGCUCGUGACUGCAAUGUUACCAUGGAUACGUAUUGUUUACAAACACCUCUGGGCUGUCAAAAAAUUAUAUUGCAGCUCAAUGGAAAUAGCUAAUCAUGACUUCUGAAGUUUACCUGGAAAUCGUGGGUUUGAUGAAAGAACACCAUUUUCAAAUUGCUAAGAGCAUUGCCGAGGGACUGAAACAGAAGUUUCCCACCUCGUUUUUGGAUCCAACAAUUCGUCCAUUACUCGAAUGUGACUGGCAUGUGUAUCUAACCAAUAAGAAAAGAGAGCUGAAAGGGGAGGUGUGGCAGUUCUCCAGCAACCUAAUGUGUUUCGUGAAUGGCUGUCUCCUUGGCAACGAGAAGGACCUGACCAGCUGGGCUGAGAAGCAGUGGGAGUUUACACUUAUCCGUCCACAUGCACUAUACCUGGCCCUUGCUGACGAUAACUACUCUAAACACCUCCACAGCACUGGGCACACGUUUGUUUACAUGGACAUUUCGAUCCGAGGGGACUCGGUUGGGAGAUUACUGUUUGAGGUGAGGCUGUCAUUUGUAACCAUUGAUCUGACUGGACCUGAAUGGGUAAAGAAGUUGGUCCAGAGUUGUAUUGACAGCGUAGGUCUUCUGUCCACCCAGCUGUUUACAGAGCUGUGUCCGAAGACGUGUACAAACUUCCAGGCUCUGUGUACAGGGGAGGCAGGCCUGUCACAGAGUGAAUUAAUCCUGUCCUACAAGGGUUCUGUGUUCCACCGUGUGGUGCCCAACGGCUGGAUACAGGGGGGAGAUAUUUCUGCACCAGGCAAAGGCAAUGGAGGGGAGUCAAUCUACGGGCCAACUUUUGAAGAUGAGAGCUUUGCAGUCUCCCACAGUAGGAGGGGCAUCCUGGGAAUGGCCAACCAGGGUCCUCAUAGCAACAGCUCUCAGUUCUACAUCACCCUGCAGCCCGCCCUUUGGAUGGACAGACAAUAUGUGGCUUUUGGUCAAGUGGUUGAAGGCACAGAGGUUCUGAGGAGACUUGAGGAAGUCCCAACCUACAAUGAAAGACCCAAACAAGACUGUAAAGUAGCAGACUGUGGAGUGUUUGAACCCUGACAUAACUUUAACUGCAUAUUUUUAUUAAAACCCAGUCUGACAACUGGUCCAGCUCUAUUUUAUUAUUGGUAUAUUCAGUUAAGCUCAGUAAAUUAAAGCUUUAGUCACUGGGGAAUUGGAUUUGUAAUAAAUAUAUACAGUACCA
Messenger RNA from Oncorhynchus keta (chum salmon), 1884 nucleotides. It is a transcript of the gene ppil6, whose product is annotated as peptidylprolyl isomerase (cyclophilin)-like 6. NCBI's taxonomy places the organism in Eukaryota, Metazoa, Chordata, Actinopteri, Salmoniformes, Salmonidae. Gene Ontology annotation, biological process: protein peptidyl-prolyl isomerization. Gene Ontology annotation, molecular function: peptidyl-prolyl cis-trans isomerase activity. Bases 759 to 1739 code for a protein of 326 amino acids. The transcript has 7 exons. The record is from RefSeq and is a predicted model, not a curated record.